GCGCGCGUCCACGCUCCGCGCCGCGAUACGACUCGACCCGAACGAGUCGAACCCCGCGCGGCGUCCUCCCGCGUUGUCGCUCGCGCGAACCCGCGCGCUCUCGAGGACCGUUUGCGCCGCGCGCGCGCGCUCCCCGCGGUUCGAUCGAACGCCGCGCGACCUAAUUCCGAACGCCCCGCCAUGUCAUCAGUCACGCGAUCAGGAGCGCUCUCCUCCGCGGAGGAGGGUUCCCCUCUUCUCGAGCGUCCGCUCGCGCGCGAGACCCCUCGCGGGGCAUCGCGCAAGGUCUGGAUCGCCGCGCUCGCGCUCGUCGCGCUCGUAUCGUGCGGCGUCGCCGCGGCGGCGACGACGACGACGUGGGGGCGGGGCCGCGUUGGAGAUAUUUCUUCAUCGUCUGCUGCGGCGCCCGAUUUGGGGAGGCUGGGCGUCAACCCAGAUGAGGGCGUCAACCCAGUGUACUCCAGUAUACAUUCCCUAGACCAUAAGGGAAGGUUUAGCGCGUCGUCGACGAAGACGAAAUCGGCGGUGGACGCGGCGUUGCUCGCGGUGAACGCGCACCACCCCCGCGCGGGUGAUAAGAAGAACGGCCCGAAGGUCGACUCGACGCCCCCGUCGAAAUCGAAAACGUUCGCGUCGGAGGCGAAGGCGGCGACGACCCUCACGCCGGAAGAGAUCGCGACCGCGGUGAAGGACGCCAACGACGCGAUCGAAGCGUCGAUCGCGAAGAACCGCACCGCCGCGGAGUAUCAGGCGGCGAACGUCAACCGCGAGUGGUCGGAUACGUUUUACAAGAUGCAAAAGGCGACGAACGGGACGAAGAACGCGUGCGUCGUCGCGAGUCAUCCCGCCGCCGCCGACGCCGACAUGGCGUGCGACGCGUCGACGGCGGCGAUGUACGAGGCGACGACGUCGGCGCCGAAGCGCGCGGCGAUGAUCGACGCGGACGUCGCGGAGAAUCGCACGCGGCAUCGCGCGGGCAUUCGCGCGAAGCGAAAGCACAAGCGCGCGUUGAACGAGAUCGUGAAGAACGACGACGGCUCCGUCUCGAACCUGGGCGUGCCCUACGUCCCUCCUACUAACCCGGACGUCGUGCCUCGGCUCGGCAGGUUCUCGCUGGACGGCUUAACGAGCCUGUUCGAGGGCGCGAGCGGCGCGUGGGGCGACGCGACGCACGUCGCCGGGCUCGUCCAGGACGGCGGGUUUUCCUUUUUCGAAUCCGACGAGGGCGUCAACGAAGGCUCGGGGUUCUGCUGGAAAGAGACGUACCCGCGCGACGCCGGGACGCUGCCGCAACACUGCGAGGACCACCAGGAGAUCAUCGCCGGCGGCGUGUACUGCUACGACAAGUGCGAGGACGGCUGGGAGCGGUUCGGGUACGACUGCCACAAGAGUUGUCCGAGCGGCUGGGAAGACCACGGGUUGCUGUGCAACAAACCGAGCUCCGUGUACUCGCGCGCGCACAGCCCGGGGUGCCAGUGGGUCAGCAGCACGUCGUACUGGCCGCACUGGGCCGGUCUCGAGUGCGGCGGGUCCGUGUGCUCGAGCCAGAACAAGGAGGACAUCGCCGGGCAGUGCUACGAGUACUGCCCGUCCGGGUACGACACGAUCGGGUUCCUGUGCUCGGCGAAUUGCCAGAGCCUCGGCUUCGAAGGCGGCGUCGCGCCGUCGUGCACGCAGCACGUCAAGCUCUCGCCCGGCAUGACCAAGGCGCAGUGCGCGCCCGGGUACGAGGAAGACGCGGGGCUGUGCUACAAGCAGUGCCCGGAGGGGUUUGACGGCGUCGGCCCCGUGUGCUGGGGCGGGCCGCCGAUCGUGAACGGCGUGCAGUGGGUCGGGUGCGGGAUGGGCGCCGCCGUCGACGACUUAACGUGCGCGUCCGUCACCGCGGAUCAGAUCAUCUCCGUCGGGGAGACGAUCCUAUUCUUCGCGACGCUGGGGUCGUCCAGCGCCGCGACGGUCCCCGCGAAGGCGGGGAUCGAUGCGGCGCAGACCGCCAUCUCCGUCGCGGGGGACACCGCGAACGCGAUCAGGAAAGUGGGCGAGACGGCGAUGGACGUCUACGACACGUCGACGGAUAUCCUCGGCGCGCUCGACUCGAUGACGUCGAUCGAGACGGAGGCGGACGGCAUCCGCGCCGCCGCGGAGGUGGCGUCGCUCGUCGACCCGACCGGGCUCUCGAGCGUCGUCGCCGCGUACGCGCACGACAUCUGCACGCGUUUCACCGGCGACUCGGACGAGGAGAUGUCGUUCGACGAGCAGAGCGCGAUCGCGACGGAGAACGCGAAGAAGGAGCACUACGAGGAAAAGGCGCUCGAGAGCGUCAAGACGUGCUACUGGACGGACGCGAAGACGGUCACCGCGACGUCGCAGUGCGCGCACGACGCGUACGAGAGCGCGGGCGGCGACGCCGCGGACGCGGCGGAGCUGCGCGACGAGAUGCGCGAGCUGCUGCGGCGUUCGGACGACGAGGGCGCGCGGUUCGGCGCGCUGCCGAAGACGACGGUCACCGCGUCGGGCGCGUCGUUCGCGUGCGACGACGCGAGCGAUUUCAUCGUGGACGAGGUGGAGAUGUUCGGGAAGUGGAUCGCGGGGAGCGGGGCGUCGUACGCGAAGAAGAAGACCACGUCCGCGAGCGGCGGUCUGGUCGUCGCGUUGAACGCGACGAAGGAAGAGGAGGAGGGCGACGAAUCGUCCUCCUCCUCGCGACGAUACGUCGUCUCCCACCACGCGGGCGACAGAUGUAAGAUGGUGCGGUUCUCCAUCUCGAGAGCGAGCGGCACGUGCACGUACGCCGCGGACGAAGCGGGGAUCACGAUCGGCGGGACGCACGACUGCGAGACCGCCGAGGGCGUGGCCGCGGCGUGGGACGCGCGGCAGUCCAAAACGCUGGCGUCGACGGCGACGGCGAAGGGAUUCGGCGUCGGCGCGCUGAAGGGAUACAUGCCGAACGUCGCUUCCAAAAAAACGCUUCCACUGCGAUGAGCGUCUCGUCGUCGCGCGGCGUGGUGAUGAAGACCCACGGGGCUAUCCACGGGGCUCGCUCGCGCUCGAGCGAGACCCACGGGGCUAUCCACGGGGCACCAACGUGUUCAUUUUGUAUAUACCUUAAGAAAAAGAAGAAGAAGAAGAAGAAGAAGAAGAAGAAGGUAUUUCGAAGAAGAAGAAGAAGAAGAAGAAGAAGAAGAAGGUAUUUGGGUACAUGCCGAACGUCGUCGCCGCCGCCGGCGCUGCGCGAUGAGCGUCGUCGUCGUCGUCGUCGCGCGUGGUGAUGAUUAUGUUGUAUAUAUCAUUAUGAUGUGUUCAUCAUGUAUAUAUUUGUAAUAUACGUACCUUCGGCCGU
Messenger RNA from Micromonas pusilla CCMP1545, 3340 nucleotides. RefSeq lists its product as uncharacterized. The transcript is spliced from 2 exons. The coding region runs from base 181 to 2982 and encodes 933 amino acids. Lineage: Eukaryota; Viridiplantae; Chlorophyta; Mamiellophyceae; Mamiellales; Mamiellaceae. The record is from RefSeq and is a predicted model, not a curated record.